UGGUAGUAACGGAUAGUAUAUACAUAUAUUGCAUAACAUAUAUAAUACGUAUACUCCUACCCCUUUCGAGCAACCCUUGGCCCACUGUGCCACGAGAUCUGUAUAAUCGGGGACACAUGCGCUGGUUGCACGCACUGCCAGCUGCGAUUACAUGCAACCGCCACAGGCGACCCUGAUUCAGACAUAACGGGGGUUCAGACAAUGGACAUAUAUAGCUCAGAAAUCGGCCAGACACAUGCCACGCGCUUCCUACUCAGUCGAGCGGGCUUGCUCAGCUGCAGCAGAUCGAAUAGGAUGCGAUUCAAGACGAGCAUAACCAUUGCCCACGGAGAGCCACCCAGGAAUCGGCGGCUAAUGGAGCUGGACGACGACUGUCUGCUAAUGAUUUGCGAACAUCUAGCGCUGGGAGACCAACUGAGACUGAUGGAAGUGCAGGAGGAGCGAUUUUCGAGCUUGAUACUCCAAUUGUGGUCCAACAGAUACGCCAAGCUAUUUGAUUUUCGCCGGGAGCAGCAAUUAAACCCGCUAAAGCCCGACGAGCUGGCUCAAAUAUUGGAUCACUUAGGCUGGCGAACAAGAGCCUUAAUUAACCUGCCAGGAACCGGCGAAGGAUGCCGGAAGUGGCUCAAGCGGAUGCGACAAAGCCUCACCCAUUUGCAGAUACUCAGUUUCACGAAAAGCAAUACAUUGGUAAUACAGAGACUCCCCCACCUGUGCCCCAAUGUGGUGGACCUUAAGCUUGACGAGUGUGAGGGUUUAACACCCCUUGAUGUGGAUUUCAUGUUUGAAAAUCUUAAAAACCUAAGAGCAUUUGAAAUGCGCUCUAGUUGGAACUGCAGCCAACAGAGGUACCAGUAUCCCAGAAAUCUGGAGAUCCUGAAACUACCAGCUUGUAUGGUUACCGCCUGCGUUUCUCAGAUCUUUCAAUUGCCCCGACUGCGCCUAUUGACAGCUUUUCUGUGUCAAAAUUCCGAGCACGCCCACCUGGACAAUGAUGGCAAGGCGAAUUGCAGUGGCACAGGAACUUUGUCCGCGUGCCUGCAGCAAAUUCGGGGUCGCAAUUGUCGGAUUGUGGGUCUCCGUAUGCAGUGUCGACUGGAUGACUGCCUGCCAGUCGUCGACGUGGAGGAGGUAUUCCGGCUGCAAUCCUUUGCCUGGCACUCGCAGCUGACGGUGCACUAUGAUGUGGCGGACAGCAGCGUCAAGUGGAUGCCACAGCGACCGCAGGCCGUGCGGUCCCUCCUCCGCUUCCUAGCCACCCAGGCGGCCAGUUUGCGGGAAUUGGAUUUCACGCGUAACGCACAUGCCACGCCCACAUUCCUCGCACAACUGGACGCCCACUUGAAGCGGGCCGGCGGAUGUCCUUCCAUCCAACUGACAAACACGGAUGCGGAUGUAGAAGCGGAUAGGGGUGCGGAUGCGGAUACGGCUGAGACAAACGAUUUGGCGUUUGUCGAGCUGAAAUUGCUGCAUUUGCCUAAUGAACAAACGGAAGCGGGCACCGUAGAGAUGACAGCGAUGAGGGAUUAGGCCAAAAGGAUAAUGGAUUGCUGAUGUAGGGAGAGAAUAACAGCAAAUUAGGUAAAUCUCGUGUGCUCCCCCUGAGAAUUUAAAGUCAACAUGUACUCAUGGUGUAAUUUCUUUAAGCAAUAUUUAACAAUAAAUAUGUUCUGAAAUUAGAGCAAAGUAAAACAUUUUAAA
Messenger RNA from Drosophila simulans, 1701 nucleotides. RefSeq lists its product as uncharacterized. The record is from RefSeq and is a predicted model, not a curated record. NCBI's taxonomy places the organism in Eukaryota, Metazoa, Arthropoda, Insecta, Diptera, Drosophilidae. The coding region runs from base 202 to 1530 and encodes 442 amino acids. The transcript has a single exon.